This is a messenger RNA of Cladophialophora bantiana CBS 173.52, 1002 nucleotides long. RefSeq lists its product as uncharacterized. The record is from RefSeq and is a predicted model, not a curated record. The coding region runs from base 1 to 1002 and encodes 333 amino acids. The transcript is spliced from 2 exons. Lineage: Eukaryota; Fungi; Ascomycota; Eurotiomycetes; Chaetothyriales; Herpotrichiellaceae.
AUGCCACCCAAGAAGCUACCACCACACACAUCGCUGCAGAAGCCGCAAACACCGACGCCACAGCAAAAGCAACAAGCACAGAGUGCUCCUAAACCCAAUGCCAACAAUGCAUCUUCCACUCCUACCAGCAAACCAGCCAUCCCAGAGCAUGAAGUGAAACAAAGCUCGUCCGUGAGCGCGCAGCUCGCCCUCGAAGCCGCAAAGAAAGCCUACGAACUCCGUCAAGCAGCGUAUGCAGCCGGGGAUCCACACGCCCGCGAAGAAAUCCUUGCCAAAGCCAUCAACAAGGAGAUCGAGGCCGAAUCUUUUGGCAAGGCCGCGAAAUAUACUCGCUCGGGCGCGUUUCAGGGCCUUGCGGCCGGUGCUGGCCUCGGCAUUCAGCCCGGCGUCACUCUGGGGAAAUUGACCGGCGCGCUGGUAGGCGGUGUGGUGUCUUCGGCAGGCGCUCUGCUGGGAGGUGGUAUUGGAUCUGCAUACGGAGCGGUCAGCGGUCCAUUCUGGGAUUUGGGCCAGAUGGCAAGCCACGCCAAGUCAGAAGAAGGCGCUGCGGAAGAUGGUGUCGGAGGCGCGGCAGACGAGGGCUCCGAACCAAGAAGAAUUGGAGGAGAGGCGGGACGACGGCGGAGGUCGAAGUCAGGAGGGUUACCAGCAAUGGGCCAAGGAUUUGACAAGCUAUAUCCCGAGUACGGCAUCGAUGCCUUCAAUGCCUUCAGUGCCUUCAUCAAAGACCACGACAGCGUCAAAUCAGAACCAGCAAUCAAAAGCACCAGUAAAGCCUCAGGCGCCUUCAAAGCCUCAACCUGCUCCUCCAGAAACACCUGGUCAGACGCCCAAGUCACAAUUCCAAUCAAAUGGAAAUGGAAAUGCGCCGAGGAGGAAGCAGAAGAAGCUAGAGAUCAGAUCGACAAGAACCACUUCACAGUCCAGCCAAUCCGUCACUCGAAGAAAGCCACCCAAAUUAGAGACGCGAUCGAAAACCCCGACAGCAAACGCAUGAAUUAG